Molecule: messenger RNA, 560 nt
Organism: Maniola jurtina (meadow brown)
Lineage: Eukaryota; Metazoa; Arthropoda; Insecta; Lepidoptera; Nymphalidae
Exons: 5
Coding region: 141-560 (139 amino acids)
Source: RefSeq, a predicted model, not a curated record
UAGACCUUUGCCGCAAAACGGCUGCGAAUUAAAAAGUUAAAAGUUUGUUUACAAUCCAAGUGACAUUAGUGAUCGAAUUCAAAUUGUGAUUUGUGUACUCUAAGUUUUGAGCAAUUUUUUGAGUAUAUAGUUUAUAAAAAAUGAACACCAGUGAAAGAGCAUCACAUCCUUCUCGGGCUCAAAUUGAGUCUCUUUUGGAGUACCUUCAGAGAAACCCAAGCCUUGCAAAGGGUUUCUCUAAAGUGCCUAGUGCAAGGAACGCAACCAGAAGAUCUUGGGAGGCACUGGCACUCCAACUUAACAGCCUGGGAGGAUGUGUGAAAACAUCAAAACAGUGGAUCAAGACAACUGCAAGCACAAGCCAAGCAGUGAAGCAAGCUCCUGGAGAUCAAAGCAUCUCAUUGUUGGGAUCCCAAUUGCUGGAAAUUGAUGCUCUGCCGCAAACAGAAGACCAUCACAUUUACAGAAGCACUCCAAGCACACUGUCAGAUUCAGUCAUUUUUUUGACCCUAGUAGUUGUUCAAGGCACUCUGCCUGUAACUCCUUCUGCACACCCCUGA